Messenger RNA from Limulus polyphemus (Atlantic horseshoe crab), 1487 nucleotides. RefSeq names its product ATP-binding cassette sub-family B member 8, mitochondrial-like. Gene Ontology annotation, molecular function: ATP binding; ATP hydrolysis activity; ATPase-coupled transmembrane transporter activity. The record is from RefSeq and is a predicted model, not a curated record. Lineage: Eukaryota; Metazoa; Arthropoda; Merostomata; Xiphosura; Limulidae. Bases 16 to 927 code for a protein of 303 amino acids. The transcript is spliced from 9 exons.
AGAUCUCUUGCACAGAUGUCUCUACUGUUUGGUCAGUUUGUUCGUGGUAUGGCAGCUGGGGCACGUUUGUUUGAGUAUAUUAAUAUGGAGUCGUCAAUUCCACUAGUUGGUGGAGUAGUUAUUCCUGAAGAUCAGCUACAAGGAGAAGUGGAGUUCAGAAAUGUUAGUUUCACCUAUCCUACCAGGCCACAACAGUUGGUGUUAGAAAACUUCAGCAUACAUAUACCAGCUGGUAAAAUGGUGGCAUUGUGUGGACCAUCUGGUGGAGGAAAGUCUACAGUGGCUGCUCUUCUUGAGAGAUUUUAUGAUGUUGAUAGUGGAAGCAUCACAUUAGAUGGAAAAAACUUGGAUCAGUUAGAUCCAAAAUGGCUUAGAGGACAUGUUUUAGGAUUUAUCAACCAGGAGCCAGUUUUGUUUGCCACCACAGUCAUGGAAAAUAUUAGGUAUGGUCGGCCUGAUGCUACAGAUUCAGAGGUGGUUGAAGCUGCAAAACUUGCAAAUGCUGAUGAAUUCAUUUGCAGCUUUCCUAAUGGUUACAAUACAGUAGUUGGAGAACGUGGUGUGACAGUAUCAGGUGGACAGAAGCAGAGGAUUGCUAUUGCACGAGCACUCUUGAAGAAUCCUACUGUCAUAAUUUUAGAUGAAGCCACAAGUGCUCUAGAUUCUGAAUCGGAAAAGGUAGUUCAGGAAGCAUUGGACCGUGUUACGAAAGGAAGAACUGUGCUAGUAAUAGCCCAUCGUUUGAGCACCAUUCAAAAUGCAGAUAUAAUUGCAGUACUGGCAGGAGGACUUGUUGCUGAGGUGGGCACCCAUAAGAGUCUGAAAAAACAUCGAGGACUUUACUGGGAUUUAAUACGUCAACAACAACUAGAAGAAGAGGUCCAGGAGCUCGUAAGCCACGAGCGUGAAAAGGCUCACCAUGGAUAAACCCUUUUAUUCAUCACAUAAUAUUAAAGAAGUUCAUCAUCAAUUAUUUUUAUGUAGAGCACAAGAUUUAGAAGUUACGUCAUGAAAAAUAUAUUUUUGUUUAAUUUAUACGAUAUGUAAUACUUAGAGAAUUUCAUAUUGGAGAUUUAUUUAGUAUAGAUAUUUCUGUUUCGUGUAUAGAAUAAACAGAGUACAUUACAGGGUUUUAUUUUGUUGUAAUAUCACUUAGUUUUUUAUAUAGUAAAUUACUUUCAUAACAAAGGCCUUAAAGGAUUUGAAAUAAAGAUUAUCACCUAACUUUAUGGGUUUAAAUUAUGACAACUUGUAUAGUCAAGUAUUAUUUGUUAAAGAAUGUGAAAUGUGAUACUACAGAGCAUUUUCACAAGCAUGUAUAUAAACCAUGAAGGAAAGGUUGAUAAGUAAUUUUUUUUUCAAUUGUUGUAGUUCUCCAAGUUAAAAAUUAAAACAUUUGACUUACAGUGUUCAAUUGAAAUUCUGAAUUGAACAAUAAAAUAUUUCGAAAAUAAAAUUCAACUCAUAGUUUCAAUCUUGAGAAGUUU